AUGCCGAGUGAUCCAGAGGAUGACUACAUACCAUGGAUUCAGCAGUUUUGCGAGUUGUUUGGACACGAUUAUUUUGUCCAAGUGUCGCAAGAGUUUAUUGAGGAUGAUUUCAAUUUAACCGGUUUAUCGCUGCAAGUACCAUUUUAUAGAGAGGCAUUAUAUACAAUAUUAGAUUACCAAGUCGAAACAGCCGAAGAUCACCCAAAUACAUCAACACCUGCACCAACAGCGACAACAACAGCAACAACGGCAUCAACGACAACAACAGUGCCAACGGGAGCUACACCCAAUAACAACAACAACAACAACAACACUAGCAAUACUAAUAAUAAUAACAUCUACAACACGAAUACGGGGAUAAACGACUCGCGAGCUUCCACGAGUAAAUCGAAAUCAUCCAAUCCACCUGCUCCGGAAUUGCCAAACAAGGCGCUAUUAGCGCACCUGGCGGAGCUAUUAUACGGCUUGAUACAUGCGCGCUUCAUUGUAUCGAAGCAAGGCCUAACUGCCAUGGCGUCGAAAUUUGAAAAAAACGACUUUGGUUCCUGUCCCAGAUAUUUCUGUGACGGAAUGCACUUGAUACCUGUUGGGGCAACAGAUAUACCAGGCCAAGAAACUGUACGAUUGUAUUGCCCCUGCUGUAAUGAUAUAUAUAUCCCUUCCAGUUCGAGGUAUUUGAAUAUCGACGGUGCUUAUUUCGGCACUACUUUCCCCGGGUUAUUAGUCAAGAUGUUUCCCGAGAUUGAAAACCAGUGCAGGAUAAGGAUAAACAAGUUUAGCCAGAAUGACUUUGGGUUGAAGUUGUUUGGCUUUAAGAUUAACGAGUUGAGCUCGACUGGACCUAGAAUGAAGUGGUUGAGAAUGCAUCCCAAGACGCCAGAGGAAAAGAAGGAAUAUGAUUUUUGUGAAUAUAGUGUACCUAAGUUAACCUACGAGGAUGAAGAGGAAGAAGAUGAGAUGGAUGAAGACGACGAGGAUAAUGAUGACGACAAGACAAUGGCAAGUGAAUAA
Messenger RNA from Lodderomyces beijingensis, 1011 nucleotides. The record is from the annotation of a GenBank genome assembly. NCBI's taxonomy places the organism in Eukaryota, Fungi, Ascomycota, Pichiomycetes, Serinales, Debaryomycetaceae.